Mesocricetus auratus (golden hamster) is the source of this 2289-nucleotide messenger RNA. RefSeq names its product SFT2 domain containing 3 (gene Sft2d3). The record is from RefSeq and is a predicted model, not a curated record. Bases 354 to 1010 code for a protein of 218 amino acids. Gene Ontology annotation, cellular component: membrane. The transcript has a single exon. Gene Ontology annotation, biological process: vesicle-mediated transport. NCBI's taxonomy places the organism in Eukaryota, Metazoa, Chordata, Mammalia, Rodentia, Cricetidae.
CGUUUGUUGUACGUGCCCCACACGCCUCCAGCGCCAGCAGAGGGCAGGACAGAGCGUUAGGUGGCCUGGAACUGAACCCGGGUCCUUCCUCUGCCAGAGCAGCAAGCGUUCCUCACGGCCGAGCCGCCUCUCCAGCUCCCUCGCUAGAACUGCGGCAACCGGCGGCGGAGACUUAACCGCACACAGCCCGGACGCGCAGCUCACCCCGGGACUUCCGCUCUAAGCCUCGGCCACCACCCUUCCGCCUCGGCCGACCAACCACGCGCCCGGGGGAUCUCGCUGCUUCCGCUCGCCCGCAGCAGACCCGGAAGUGUCCGUCCGCUGCCGUUGCCGCCGCCGCCGCCCGGUCGGACAUGGCGGAGCUGCACCGCCAGCUGCAGGACUACCUGGCGCAGGGGAAGGCGAGCCGGCCCGCAGCCGCCGAGCCGCUGCUCGCCGCGGGGACGAAAGCAGCGGCGGAGGAGCCCGCGGCCGGGGACGGCGCGGCGGGGGCGUGGCUCGGCCGCCCGGCUCUGCGGUGGCCGUGGCCGCGGAGCCCCGCGGAGGCGCCGGCCGGGGCGUGCGCGGCCAAGGUGACGCGCGGGCAGCGCCUGGCGGCGGGCGGCCUGUGCCUGCUGCUGGCCGCGCUCUGCUUCGGGCUGGCGGCGCUCUACGCGCCGGUGCUGCUGCUGCGCGCGCGCAAGUUCGCGCUGCUCUGGUCGCUGGGCUCGGCGCUGGCGCUGGCGGGCGCGGCGCUGCUGCGGGGCGGCCCGGCCUGCGCGCGGCUGCUGCGGGGCGAGGAGGCGCCGUCCCCGCGCGCGCUGGCCUACGCCGCCGCCCUGGGCGCCACGCUCUACGCCGCGCUGGUCCUGCGCAGCGCGGCGCUGACGGCGCUGGGCGCGUGCGCGCAGCUGGCCGCGCUGCUCGGCGCGCUCUGGGGGCUCCUGCCCUGGGGCGGCGCGGCCGCGCUGCGCCUGGCGCUCGGGAGGAUCCGCCGCGGGGCCGGCCUGGCGGGCGCCCUCCCGGUGUGAGCGGCCGCCGCGGACCAACGGCCUGCAGGUCCCCGCGGAGCCCUGGGCGUCGGCGUUCCCGUUCUGGCUGCUCCGCGCGGGCCCCGGCGAGACUGCGUUACCUGACCCGGGACGGACGCUGCGCUGCGCGGACGGCGAUCGGGAACUGCCUUCCGGCUCACUGGCCUCACUUCCCUGGCGGGAGAAGAAAGUAAUGCCCGACUCGGCUGUGGAAGGACUGCCUUCUGCCUUCGGUCAUUUUUUUUGACAAAAAGAAUGUAGCGGAGCCUAAGGUUUCCGUUUUGCCGCCGCUUCUCGAAGCCUCCUCAUUCCUAUCCGCCGUAAAUCCGGAGCAUCAGAUUAAACACUCAAUGUAGCCACUGGUUUUCAAAUAGUGAUUAGUUAAUACAGUCUACCUCAGCUUUUUCCCUUCGGCUAAGUACUAAAUAUGGUGCUUUAUAAUAUUUAAGGGAGAUGAAACGUAAAGGCAAUACACCAAAGAGCGAUUUUCUGGAUCAAGAAGUCAGAUACCUAGUAUGAUGUGUGCUAAGGUCUCUGCAGAACUGGGUUUAGGAGUCCUGAGACUCGAGAAUCUUUCAUCUGCAAUUGGUAUAAAAGAGGUUUGCCAAGGGUUCACUAUUCCUAACAUUAUUGCUGCUUUUUAAAGUACUAUAUAAUUUGAUACUAACGCAAUGUAAAAAUGCAUAUAUGAUGGUUGUUUUUGUUGUGCUGGAGAGAAUCACCAUCUAAACCUAUCAUAAUUUAUUGCCAAAAAGUGGAUCCAGUGUUUCAUCCUGAUAUACUAGAAAGUAGGGUGUAUUACAAGCUUAUAAUUUUACCAGUGAUUUCUCACAUCAAAAGAAGCCACGCUCAUCAGCUCAUUUAUAAUACUGGUGGAUGGCUGCAGACAUUAUUUGUAUGUAUGCAUAUAUGUAUGUACACAUACACACGCCCAGAGCCGAUGAAAUAACUCAGUUGGGAGUGUUAGACUGAAAAUAUAUAUGCCCAGAUGUUUUCGUGUUUGGCUAAGUUGAGAACGACAUCGGUACACUGGCUUGUACAAUGUGAACGUAACUUAACCAGACUGCUCCAAUGUUGCUGUAACAGGAUUGGUCAGACAGCAGCUAAUGUCUGGCUAAUGUCCUCUUCACAGGCUUCCAAGCUACCUUUCUCUAGUGCGCCCCAGGCAGUAAAUGGGGCCCCCUACCUCUCAGGAAAGGAGAGGCUGUUUUGCAAGUAGUGAUGUGCACAUUUUUUUAUGUUACUAUAUUCAGGAUAUUAAAAUUGUCUCAAGAAUUCA